AAUUCUCCGGCAACGCCAGGCCCAUUUAAUCCCCCUCCCACCCCUUAUCAUACUCUCUCUCCUCACCCACCUCCAUUCCCCUCGCUCUCUUUGCUUUUGCUCAGAGCUCAGACGCAGAGAAAGAGAGAGAGGGAUACCACGAGGAAAUAAAAGCCUUAUUUUUCCUUCUUCCAGGAGAGAGCGGGGAGGGAGGGAGAGGAAUUAAAGCAAACAUAUCAUCGGCAUUCGGCGCCGACCACUCCAUGGCGAGACUGGCGGGACUUGCCUUCCUUCUUCUCUCCCUCCUCGUUGCCGCCGCCACAGCCGCCCACUCCAGCGGCGGAGCAGGGGAUGGCGCCGUGCCGCUGAGCUGGAUCCCGGGGAUGUCGACGUGCCAGGGGACCAUAGCGGAGUGCCUCGCCGGGGAGGAGUUCGAUCUGAGUUCCGAGGUGGCCCGCCGCAUCCUGGCGACCUCCGACUACAUCUCCUACAACGCCCUCAAGCGCGACAGCGUCCCCUGCUCCCGCCGUGGCGCCUCCUACUACAACUGCCGCCCUGGCGCCCAGGCCAACCCCUACUCCCGCGGCUGCUCCGCCAUCACCCGCUGCCGGAGUUAGCUCUCUCUCUCUCUCGCCCACCCCAUCCGAGCUCCCCUGUCAUCUGUUUCUUAUCUAAAAAGAAACGAUUCUUCCAGUAAGAGAGAGAGAGAUAUUAAUUUGGUAUGUGAUGUUGUUGUUCCCUUCAAAACUAUAAAUUAUUUGUUGCUGUUAUUGUUGUUGUUGUGGUUUUAUUGUUAUGUAAACAUGUUUUAUAUGUCAUCUGUGUUAAAAAAAAAAAAAAUCUGAUUUUUUUAUUGCC
Elaeis guineensis (African oil palm) is the source of this 837-nucleotide messenger RNA. RefSeq names its product protein RALF-like 33. NCBI's taxonomy places the organism in Eukaryota, Viridiplantae, Streptophyta, Magnoliopsida, Arecales, Arecaceae. Gene Ontology annotation, biological process: calcium-mediated signaling. Gene Ontology annotation, cellular component: plasmodesma. The record is from RefSeq and is a predicted model, not a curated record.